CACACACACAUAGACACACCACACACUGAGCAUUACAGCUCAAACUGCAAAGCACCCCCUUGUCCAGGGGUGGGGAAAGAUCUGAAUGGCUGUAUAUAAACCAUCUCUUCUUUAUUUGCAAGGAACAAGAAAAGCAACCCUUGCCCUUGUGCAAUUAAUCUUUUUUGUUCUGAGUCACUGACUUUGAUUGUGCGGAAAGAGGAAAAGAGAAAGAAAGAGAGAGAGAGUGUGUACGACGUGCAAAAAGAAAAGAGAACUGGAUGAAUGAAACCACAGAGAUAGAGAGGAGGCACAGAUACAACCAACAACCGCAGGGAAACUUCUGAUGUCUGACCUUGGCUACUGACAAGAUGAUUCUCUGUUCAUAUCACUACGGAAUCUUCAUCAUCACUUUUUUGAAUUGCCUUUUGGGAGAAUCGUUGACACUGAACCUCGAGGAUCCAAAUGUGUGCAGCCAUUGGGAAAGCUAUUCAGUGACUGUGCAAGAAUCCUACGCUCAUCCUUAUGAUCAAGUGUAUUAUACCAGUUGCACUGACAUAUUAAACUGGUUCAAGUGCACAAGACACAGAAUAAGUUACCGAACAGCUUACAGACGUGGUGAGAAAACAAUGUACCGACGUCGUUCCCAGUGCUGCCCAGGAUUUUAUGAAAGCCGAGAGCUAUGCGUCCCUCACUGUGCUGAUAAGUGCGUUCAUGGACGUUGCAUUGCUCCCAACACCUGUCAGUGCGAGCCUGGCUGGGGAGGGCUCAACUGCUCCAGUGCAUGUGAUAGCAAACAUUGGGGCCCUCAUUGUAACAACCGCUGUCAGUGCAAGAAUGGAGCUUUGUGUAAUCCUAUCACUGGAGCAUGCAUUUGCACACCUGGCUACAAAGGCUGGCGAUGUGAGGAGAUCUGUGACCCAGGCACAUAUGGAAAUGGAUGCCAUUUAAAAUGUCAGUGUCAAAAUGGGGCAACCUGUGACCACAUGACCGGCGAAUGCAAAUGCCCUCCGGGAUACACUGGCGCAUUCUGUGAGGAUCUGUGCCCGCCCGGCAAACAUGGCACACAGUGUGAAGAGCGAUGUCCUUGCCAGAAUGGAGGAAUAUGUCACCACGUCACAGGAGAAUGCUCUUGCCCAGCUGGGUGGAUGGGAAUGGUUUGUGGUCAACCUUGUUCUGAAGGAAAAUACGGAGUCAACUGCACCAAAGAAUGCCAGUGCCACAAUGGAGGACAAUGUAACUCAGCCACUGGCUAUUGCCAGUGUGCAGCUGGCUACACAGGGGAGAGAUGUCAAGAUCAAUGUUCCUUUGGUACCUAUGGAGUGAAUUGCACUCAGAAAUGCAAGUGCUCCAAUGGAGGAAAGUGUUACCACAUUAGCGGUACCUGUCUAUGUGAGCCAGGCUUCACUGGAGACUACUGUGAGAUCAGGAUGUGUCCCAAAGGAAUAUAUGGAAUAAAGUGUGACAAAAAGUGCCCCUGCCACUCACAGUAUACUUUGAGCUGUCAUCCCAUGUCUGGUGAGUGUUCGUGCAAACCUGGAUGGUCUGGACUGUACUGCAAUGAAACAUGUGCUCCUGGAUUUUAUGGUGAAUCUUGCCAACAAAUCUGCAGCUGCCAGAAUGGUGCUGACUGUGACAGUGUAACUGGCAAAUGCAUCUGUGCACCAGGAUAUAAGGGUCGCAACUGCUCAGUUCCUUGUCCUCCUGGGAUGAACGGAGUUAACUGCUCCUCUACCUGCAAAUGCAAAAAUAAAGCUACCUGCUCGCCCAUAGAUGGUUCAUGCAGUUGCAAGGAAGGUUGGCAUGGAGUUGAUUGCUCAAUUCCUUGUCCCAGUGGUAGAUGGGGUCUUGGCUGUAACUUUACCUGUCGGUGUGCCAAUAGAGGAUCCUGCAAUGCCUUGGAUGGUUCCUGCACUUGUUUACCAGGAUGGCAAGGGGAGAAAUGCACCCUUCCAUGUCAGGAUGGGUUCUAUGGAAUGAACUGUGUCGAACGCUGUGACUGUAGUCAUGCAAAUGGAUGCCACCCAGUCACUGGGUACUGCCGGUGCUCUGGAUGGACAGGUAUGCAUUGUGACAGCAUCUGCACAGAAGGUCGCUGGGGUCCAAAUUGUACUUUGCCGUGUAACUGCAAAAAUGAGGCUUCCUGUUCACCUGAUGAUGGGACCUGUGAGUGUGCGCCUGGCUACAGGGGAACCACUUGCCAGAGAAUUUGCUCACCUGGAUUUUAUGGACAUCGUUGUAGCCAGGCCUGUCCUCACUGCGUACACAGUAACGGGCCCUGUCAUCACAUAACUGGCCAGUGUGACUGCUUACCUGGCUUUACAAAUGCUCUUUGCAAUGAAGUUUGUCCCAGUGGUCGAUUUGCAAAGAACUGUGCUAGUGCCUGCACUUGCACAAACAAUGGAACAUGUAAUCCCAUUGAUGGAUCGUGCCAAUGCUAUCCAGGGUGGAUUGGCAGCGACUGCUCUCAACCUUGCCCUCCUGGCCACUGGGGACCGAACUGCAUCCACACCUGCAACUGCCACAACGGAGCUUACUGCAGUGCCUAUGAUGGGGAAUGCAAGUGUACACCUGGGUGGACUGGGCUGUACUGCACUCAGAGAUGUCCGUUAGGUUAUUAUGGAAAAGACUGUGCUGAGCUUUGUUACUGCCAAAAUGGAGCGGAUUGUGAUCACAUAUUAGGCCAGUGCACCUGCCGCAUUGGAUUUAUGGGCAAACAUUGCGAGCAAAAAUGUCUCUCAAGUACCUAUGGCUAUGGCUGUCGUCAGGUGUGUGACUGUCUAAACAAUUCAACGUGUGACCAUAUUAAAGGGACUUGUUACUGCAGCCCAGGAUGGAAGGGUGCACGGUGUGACCAAGCUGGUGUUAUAAUUGUGGGAAACCUCAAUAGCUUGAGUCGGACCAGCACUGCUAUUCCUGCUGAUUCUCACCAGAUUGGAGCCACGGUGGGAAUCGUCAUUCUUCUCCUGAUUGUUCUCUUCCUGCUGGGAAUGUUCAUCAUAUACAGACGGAGGCAGAAGGGCAAAGAGACCAACAUGGCUGCUGUUACGUACACACCUGCACUCAGGGUUAUGAACACAGAUUACACAAUUUCAGAGAAUAUGCCACAGGGUAAUAUUGGAAAUGGAAAUAGUCACUAUUUCUCCAAUCCGAGCUACCACACCUUGGCACAAUGUGGAGGGCCACAUCAUAGCAACAACUGUGAACGCAGCGUAUCAGGAAAGACAAAAAACAAUCAAUUGUUUGUAAACAUCAAAAACCUGAAGACCCAAGGGAAACCAAGCCCAUGUAUGGAUUACACAGCAACUCUGCCUGCGGACUGGAAGCAAGGAGGCUAUCUGAAUGAUUUAGGUGCUUUUGGAAUUGACCGAGGAUUUGUUGGAAAAUCUCUUAAAGAUCUGGUGAAGAGUUCGGGAUGCAAUUCCAGCAACUGUUCACUGAACAGCACUGAGAACCCUUAUGCUACCAUCAAAGAUCCUCCAGUCUUCACGUCUAAAAACUCAGAAUGUGGCUACGUUGAGAUGAAGUCUCCAGCUCGCAGAGAUUCACCUUAUGCUGAAAUUGGGAACUCUGCCUCGGCCACUAAAAAUGUCUAUGAAGUUGGUAUGUGUGACUUUAUCUCUAUGAAUUAUAAGUGUCAGCUCGGUACAACUGGUAAUAUCGCUGCCGUUGGGCCAGAAGGUUGUUAG
Molecule: messenger RNA, 3668 nt
Organism: Callorhinchus milii (elephant shark)
Lineage: Eukaryota; Metazoa; Chordata; Chondrichthyes; Chimaeriformes; Callorhinchidae
Gene: megf10
Product: multiple EGF-like-domains 10
Molecular function (GO): scavenger receptor activity; protein binding
Source: RefSeq, a predicted model, not a curated record